Caenorhabditis remanei is the source of this 1794-nucleotide messenger RNA. RefSeq lists its product as uncharacterized. Bases 1 to 1794 code for a protein of 597 amino acids. The record is from RefSeq and is a predicted model, not a curated record. NCBI's taxonomy places the organism in Eukaryota, Metazoa, Nematoda, Chromadorea, Rhabditida, Rhabditidae. The transcript is spliced from 9 exons.
AUGUCGACUCGUCAGCGAGAAAUCGUCGAUUUUGAUGGAUUGAGGACUUAUUUCUUUCCGAAUUUGGCAUUGUACGCUGUGAAUAAUGAUGAACUUUUGACAAUGAGACCGGAAAAAGCGAAUCCAGUGGCUUCGUACAUUUUCGGAGGAUCUGAAAGACGUCCGACGGAGGAGGAAAUCAUGGGGAUGUUGGUUCCGGAUAAUUGUAAUCCGGAGACCAUUUUGACGGGAAUGGACGCGUGUUUGGUGAUGGGAGGCAGAUAUUUGGCUCAAUACAAAAAGCUCGCCGAGCGCCUCUCCACGCUCAAACACUCCCACGACCUCUACGAUGUCAUCAACACUGAAAAUCACUCGAAAUUGACACUGAUCGGCCGAAAAUCUCGUCUCCAAAAGGGAAUUUCGCCGCGAAUUCUCUCGAUUAUCGUGAGAAUGAUGACAGCUGAAAUUGAGUUAUUCGAAGAGAUCUGCGAGUUGUGUUCCGAUUCGAAAUUGAAUUUGGAUUUCGACGCGUUCGUUUUGAUGAAAUUGAUGGAAUUGGGGGAUGAGGAGAACGAGGAGGAAAUGGAUAUUAUCAAGGAUAAUGUCAUCAAUGAGUUGAUGGACACUAAACCAGUGUUGGCUGAGUUAUUGAGAAACGGGCCUGCCGAUGAGUUCACCCGUCUCCUCUCCCUACCAAUCGACUCGGAAUCCGCCGGAAAGCUUGUAGAUCAAAUUGUGAAGACAGGAAUCUGGAAUUGGGACGAUGAAUGCAAUCCGCCGGUUCCAAAAUCCAAUUAUCAGCUCAUUUUUCUGUUGAUUCGUUGUCUGACGACUGGAGAUCUCCACGUGGCGAAACGAAUUCUGGAGAUGAUUCCAGUGGAAGUGAAGAAGCAGAUUUUUCCGGGACUUCAGAGAAUUCUGGUCGAGAAGACGUUGGAAUUCGCGUCGGGAAUGAUUCAGAUGUUUUUGAGUGAAAAUACCGUAUCUGAAGACUGGAAAAUGUCUGAAUCUCUCCUGGAUUCGAUGAAUUGUGUGUGGUCUCGAAUCGCCGUCACUCAAAUUCUGGAUGCUUUCAGAAAUUCCAUUUCGAGUCCCCAAAUAUUCGAUAAAUUCGUUCCAUUGAAUCCGGAAAGCUCCAUAUACCAUCAAGAUCUCGUCGAAUUGGUUCAAAAUUCUCUUCGUUUCGCCACGUGGAUUGCCAAAAACUACAGUAAUCUGGAUGAUUCGAAAUCGAUAGAACAGGAUCUUCAUUUCUUGAAAAAAUCAGAAAUUUCGAGAUAUUUGGAGACUGUGAAGAAGGCAUUGGGACACGGAGACGUCGAGAAGAGGGAUUCUGAAUCUGUGGAGACGAUGGAUUCUGGAAUUCAGGCGACGUCGUCGUUAAGCAGUGAAGAUUCAGUAGAGCGUGGCCAGCAACCCGCCAUCUCCAGAAUACAGACGCUGUGGAGUUCGAAUUCGAUCAAAAUCAAGCCGGAGUCACUGUCAUGGCCGGAUCCAUCGGAAAAGAAUAAUGAGAGAGAGGAGAAUUGGUUGGAGAAGAAUCUGGAGAAGGCGUUGUCUCCGACGUUCUUUUCAGAAGAGAAAAGAGAAGAUUUAUUCGUUUCGAAGUCACUCAGAAUUCAGACCUCAAAUCUCCAGAAUAUUCUAAAUAUUCCGACGAAAACCGAGCCAGAUUUCACUGUCCAGGUCUUGGAAGACGAUAACGACAACUCUGACAUGAAACUCAUCAAAAUCACAAGAAAUCACUACUCGAGAUCCAAUAGACAAGUGUCCGCCCAGUCGUCUUCUUCACAGUCAAUGAAUUGGCGUCAAUAA